GUUGCAAAUAUCGACCGUUUUGCGGCAGGUCAAGUUGCCUGUAAAGGUCAGCUAGCCCGACAGCUGCUUGCAUGUAACCGAUGUUUUUUUGCUCAUUUAGCGCGAAAUUCUGACGCUUUUUCGUCCUUUUCCUGGCCACUUAGACAGCUAUCAAAAUGGCUGUGAUUGGCACACAGCUGGUGGUUUCCAUGGUGAUGGCCAGCAUCAUCCAGAAGCUGCAGCCGCACUUCUCGGCCGCUAGGUGGCUCCUCAGUAGAAGGCUAGUGCGUUACCUUCACCCAACGGACGAUAAACUGAGAGAGCUAGCAGUUACAGGCACUAAGGGCAAGGGCAGGAAAAGGGAUGACAGAAGAGCGGAUGGAAAAACAGACAAGGACUUCACAGUGCCGUGUAGCAUCAACCUUCAACUGGAGACAGCCAAGGUGGAGAGAGUCGACAUCAUAGGUCUGCAGUUCUACACAGAGUACCAGUGGUUGAUAGACUUCUCAGGAUGUGCACUAGCCAUCUACCUGUUCACAGAGGGUUACUACUACCUGGUGCAGCCAAGGGCAGAGGUCAACCUCAGCGUCAUCUGGUGUUUGCUGGUGGUGGUCUUCAUCCUGUCGCUACUGUUCAGCCUGACUGCUGCGUACUUUACCGGAGAUGACAGCGGGGAGCGCUCCAUCUGUCUGGUGUUUGGGUUCUUCUUCCUCCUGGUGUCCAUGGCAGUGCUCAUCACUAGCGAGAACAUCCUGGAGUUUGGCCUGGACAGAGCCUACACAAGUCUAUCUGAUGCCAUCAGUGGGUUCCUGGGGUCACAAGGGGUGGAAACAAGUGGUGCCAGCUCCCCGAGCUCCAAGUUGAUGUUUAAGGGUGUCCUGGCGGUGUACUCUGGCCUGGUGGGAGCCUUCCUGACCUUCAGUGGACUCCGCUUCGGCAAGAUGCACCAAGACUCGCUCCAGUACAGCAAGGAGAGCCCACUCAUGCAGUUGCUGUUGCACUUGAACUUCCUGUGGCCCCUGGUAGUGGUUCUUAUGUGGGUGAAACCCCUGGCCAGGGGGUACGUGCUGCAUCCCCCCUCCCUGGGGACUAACAGCACUGUACCAGUGGAGCCUCUGAUGAGUGAACCCUGGUUUGAGACCAGCCGCCUGUACACCGUUAUCUUCUGCGUGGUCCUACGACUAGUCCUGAUGCACCGGUACCUGCAGUCCUACCUGAACAUGGCUCACCAGAGAAUAGAACACGUCAAGAAACAGGCCGGGAGGAUCAGCAACAUGGAGAUCCAGAAAAGGAUUGUAAGAGUGUUUUUCUACCUGUGUGUGGUGGCUGUACAGUACUUGGCACCUGUUGUAUUACUUCUAUUCUAUGUUCUGCUCCUCAAAACUUUAGGUGAAUACUCUUGGACAGGAAACCAUGUUCCCGACUCUGGAAACCUGACAAAAAACAUCACAGAGUUCCCUUCACUACAACAGGUUGCCGGGGACGAUGAACCGGUGAAACAGGCGGCCCAACAGCUGACCCUGGCCUUCGCUAGUCUGAGGAACAUCUUCUCUGCUGUGUUCUUCAGAGGGGUGGUCUCAUACCUAUGUUGGUGGUCUGCCACCACAGUUUUUGUAACCACUGCAUUUGGGAUGAUCUACCAUUCUGUUUUCACUGUAUAGACUGUAUUGUGAAGAAAAAGUCAUUGAUGCUAUUGUUACAAGGUUGAUUGGUCAUGAUUAUUUCUGCCUUGUUCUUUAUUGAACUGCUGUCCUAAUUGUCACUGCAGUAUUUGUUGCCACUGACUAUUUGGUAUUUGUGUAUAGACAGCAGGGUUGUAGCCAGCCUGAAAUUAUUUUCUGUACCCUCAAUUAUAAAUCCUCUCUAGCAUCGAAGGUGCAACAUUACUAGGGGGGUUGGGCACAUGCCCCCCUUCCCAGAAAAUUUUGAAAUCUAGACCCUCUGAAAUGCUAUUUCCUGCAUUUUGAGGUGCAAACUUUGCUGGUAGACUAAGCUGUUCAAAGGCUGUGAAAAAGGUUUUGGUGAAAAAUUACACAAGGGAAACAGUUUUUAAAUGUCGAUUUUUGUCCGUCACAGAGGACGGAAUGGGCAAAUUUUUCCCAUCCCCAGCUGCAAAACAAAAGGACGGAAGGACAGGUGCUGGCUGCAACCCUGAUAGACAGUAUUUAGUAUGAAAAUCAUUGAUGCUUUCCUCACCAUGUUGGUUUGGAUAAUUUCUAUUGCGUUAUUCAGAGAAAUGGUAUCAUACAUAAUGUAGAUGGUCUGUCAUUUCAGUUUUUGUGACUAAUAUGUUUGGAAUAUUCGAAAUGAUCCCUCACUCAAUUUUUGCAAUUUAGGUGUUUCAGGUAGAUGUAAAAACACUGUGGUAUUUCUGCUUGAGUGUUAGAUCAAUAUUUUGACACAAUCACUUUGUGUUGAGUACUUGUCACAUUGAAUUAUGAAAGACACCAGGUAUUAGGGGUAGUACAUUUUUUAACUAAACAGAGUGGAGCUAGUAAGUACAAUGUAGACCAAAUGACGCCAUUGUUGCCAUGCGUGAAUUCUCCCUUAAAAUAUGUAGUUCAGUACUUAGUGAAAGAGUUUGUAGUAGUCAUUGUUUAGAAAAAUGAAAGAUAUGUUGCACAAUCAUUAUGAUGAUUAAGUGGUAGAGUAAUAUGUAUCUGAAUAAAAGUAUUUGUUCUGUUCU
Molecule: messenger RNA, 2665 nt
Organism: Branchiostoma floridae (Florida lancelet)
Lineage: Eukaryota; Metazoa; Chordata; Leptocardii; Amphioxiformes; Branchiostomatidae
Product: transmembrane protein 161B-like
Source: RefSeq, a predicted model, not a curated record